AGUAAAUACAACGUCGCUAAUUUCAAUAUGAUGAUAUUGACAUAAAUAUUGAAUAGAAGUUCAUAGAACGGGAAACAUAUGUUUUAUAGACAAGUCUACAGAUAUUCUAAGAUUGUCUCAGUUUUGUAGAAAAUCGUGCCUAUUAUUGUCCAUUACGCGAUUGAACCUUAUUAUCUUAUUUUCUUAGAAUAUUUAUGAAAUUCUUUUAAAAAAUUUAAUACAAUUUUCAGCUUUUCACAAAUUACAAUAGAAAGUUUUAUUCAGUAUUCCUUCAGCUUUUAAAAUUAUAUUAUUCAAAUUUAUAUUAGUGAUGUGAACAGAGAAUUAAAUUCUUGUAACUUUAAAGAAAGCUUUCUAUUUAUUGUAAUUAAAUUGAGUAAUAAUUAUUGUAGAAAUAUGUUAAUUUCCGAUGAUUCCAGUGUUCAGGAAAAUCACGUUCGGCAUGAUAAAAAGAAAGAUAAAUUAGCUCUGUUUAAGCAUACAUUCACGACAAUGACGGUUGUUGGAUGCUGGCAACCGUUGUCGUGGUUGUCCCCAAUCAAAUAUAAACUUUACAGCAUUUACACGUUAUUUCUGACUCUCAUGUUGCUUAUUUUCGCAAUUUCUCAAUUUAUGAUCAUCGUUUUGAAUGCCGCUAAUCCUGAGGACUUUACUAGCGUUUUGUACAUGAUGACAGCCAUGUGCAUGGGAAUCUUUAAGAUAUCUAAUAUGUGGCUAAAUCGUAAAAAUUAUGCAGAUAUUAUUAAUACUCUUAUUGAUGAACCAUUUAGACCAGUGAUAGCCGAUGAAAUCAAGAUCCGUCAAAAUUUUGACAGAAUGAUAUGGAACAAUACGUUAUUUUGCUUAGUCUUGGUUGGAUCGACGUGCGGUAUCAUCGUCUUAACUUCUUUAUUCACGAACUUCAGAACGGGAGAGCUAACAUAUAAAGCUUGGUUACCAUUUAAUUACUCAUCUCCAGCGUUAUUCUUUUUCGUGUACACUCAUCAGUUAAUAAGUAUAAUAACUGGUGCCCUAGUCAAUCUUGCCUGUGAUUGCUUCAUCUGUGGUCUUUUGUUACACAUUUGUUGUCAGAUCGAAAUAUUAGACUAUCGGCUUAACAAAUCACAUACCUGGGAAAAUUUGCGUAACUGCUUUUGCUUCCGUAGUGAAUAAAAGUUUCACACAGAUAAUUGCUGUUCAAUUUAUAAGUAGCAUGUUAGUGGUGUGUUCCAA
Molecule: messenger RNA, 1212 nt
Organism: Monomorium pharaonis (pharaoh ant)
Lineage: Eukaryota; Metazoa; Arthropoda; Insecta; Hymenoptera; Formicidae
Product: putative odorant receptor 71a
Exons: 3
Coding region: 397-1152 (251 amino acids)
Biological process (GO): detection of chemical stimulus involved in sensory perception of smell; sensory perception of smell
Cellular component (GO): plasma membrane
Molecular function (GO): olfactory receptor activity; odorant binding
Source: RefSeq, a predicted model, not a curated record